Molecule: messenger RNA, 3036 nt
Organism: Rhodamnia argentea
Lineage: Eukaryota; Viridiplantae; Streptophyta; Magnoliopsida; Myrtales; Myrtaceae
Product: phospholipase D delta-like
Exons: 10
Coding region: 84-2609 (841 amino acids)
Biological process (GO): phosphatidylcholine metabolic process; phospholipid catabolic process
Cellular component (GO): plasma membrane
Molecular function (GO): calcium ion binding; D-type glycerophospholipase activity
Source: RefSeq, a predicted model, not a curated record
CCACACACACACUCUCCCCCUCCUGUAUAAUCCACCAUGUCUUUCUCUCUCUACGACGUCUGCGUCAUCUUCCGAUUUCUCCCAUGGCGGAUUCGCUUCCAGAUCACGUGCUCUGCCUCCACGGCGACCUCGACCUCCGCAUCAUCUCCGCCUCCAACCUCCCCCACGUCCCCUUCUCCGGGCGCCUCCGCUGGUGCUUCUCCGCCUGCGCCAGGCCUCCCCCCUCCCCUCCCCGUGACCGCCGAGGCCCCGAGGACGGUCUCGGCUCCUCCGACCGCCACGGGGAGAUCAUCGGCCCCGACCCCUACGUCACCGUACGCAUCCCCCAGGUCACCAUCGCCCGCACUCGCGUCGUCCACAACGCGCAGAGCCCUAGGUGGGACCAGCGGUUCCUCAUCGCCCUGGCUCACCCCGUCGUCGACUUGGAGUUCCGCGUCAAGGACGACGACAUCUUUGGCGGGCAGCUGAUCGGCAUAGUUAAGAUCCCGGCGCGGGAAAUCGCAGACCGCGAGGUCAUCUCUGGUUCUUUCCCGCUGGUUGGACCCUCAGCGAAGCUGAACUCCGCCCUCCAGCUCGAGCUGAAGUUCACUCCCGUGGAGAAGACCCCGGAGUACCGGUUCGGGAUUGCCGGAGAUCCGACGCAUCAGGGAGUGAGGCACACUUAUUUCCCCUUGAGAAAAGGGGGUCGCGUUACGCUGUAUCAGGACGCUCAUGUGGUCGAUGGGUUGUUGCCCAAUAUUGAGUUGGAUAGCGAUGCUGGAGGCUUUUAUGGGCAUGAGAAGUGUUGGGAGGAUAUUUGUCAUGCCAUAUCUGAGGCUCACCAUUUGAUAUACAUUGUUGGUUGGUCGGUUUUUUAUAAAAUUAAGCUCAUUAGAGAGCAUACCCGGCCAUUGCCGCGAGGUGGGGACUUGACGCUCGGUGACUUGCUCAAGUAUAAGUCAGAAGAGGGGGUGCGCGUUUUGUUGUUGAUUUGGGAUGAUAGGACUUCGAACGACAAGUAUCUUAUUAACAUGGGAGGGGUGAUGCAGACACAUGAUGAAGAAACUAGAAAGUUUUUCAGGCAUUCGUCAGUGAAUUGCGUGCUGGCCCCGCGAUAUGCUAGCAGUAAGCUUGGCUAUAUUAAACAGCAGGUUGUUGGAACCAUGUUCACACACCAUCAAAAAUGCGUCCUGGUGGACACCCAGGCGUCAGGCAAUUACCGAAAAAUAACUGCAUUUAUAGGAGGAAUUGAUCUUUCUCACGGUCGAUAUGAUACACCUGAGCAUCGGCUAUUUCGCGAUGUUGACACUCAUGUUUUUGAGGAUGACUUUUACAAUCCUACAUUUUCUGCUGGAAUGAAAGCUCCAAGACAACCAUGGCAUGACUUGCACUGCCAGAUUGAAGGGCCUGCUGCAUAUGAUGUACUGAGAAACUUCGAGCAACGUUGGAGGAAAGCAACAAGAUGGAAAGAAUUCAGUCUCUUUGUCAAAGGGAAAAAACAUUGGCAUGAUGAUUCAAUGAUUAAGAUAGGCCGUAUCUCUUGGAUACAGAGUCCUACAUCGACUGAGUCAUCUGAUCUCCAUGUAUCUAAAGAAGAUGAUCCUAAUAACUGGCAUGUUCAGAUUUUCCGGUCUAUCGACUCUGGAUCAGUCAAAGGAUUUCCCACAAAAAAGAAAGAUGUUGCUGAAAAGCAGAAUCUUAUAGUUACAAAAGAUGUAGUAGUAGACAGAAGCAUUCAGGCAGCUUACAUUCAGGCAAUCAGAUCUGCUCAACAUUUCAUAUAUAUUGAAAAUCAGUAUUUUCUGGGAUCAUCGUAUGCAUGGCUGUCGUAUAAGAAUGCAGGAGCUGAUAACCUCAUUCCAAUGGAAUUGGCCUUGAAGAUUGGUAGCAAAAUUAGAGCCAGUGAGAGAUUUGCUGUAUAUAUUGUCAUACCGAUGUGGCCUGAAGGUGAUCCCACGUCAGCUACAGUUCAAGAGAUUCUCUUUUGGCAGAACCAGACCAUGCAAAUGAUGUAUCGAGUUGUUGCACGUGAAUUGAAGCAAAUGCAGCUCAAAGAUUCUCAUCCACAGGACUACCUUAAUUUUUACUGUCUUGGUAAAAGGGAAGACAAUUCUGAUCAACCUUCUCCGGAUAUUGCGGUCUCGGAAGCGUACAAGUCCCAGCGAUUUAUGAUAUAUGUUCAUGCUAAAGGAAUGGUCGUGGAUGAUGAGUACGUUUUAUUGGGAUCAGCAAAUAUUAACCAAAGAUCAUUGGCUGGUACCAAAGAUACUGAGAUUGCCAUGGGUGCAUAUCAGCCCCAUCAUACUUGGGCACUAAAGAAGAGGCAUCCACGUGGUCAGGUAUAUGGAUACAGAAUGUCCCUGUGGGCAGAGCAUCUUGGGGAAGUGGAAGGAUGCUUUAAUGAGCCUGGCAGUUUAGAAUGUGUGAAGAAGGUGAAUGAGAUAGCUGGAAAUAACUGGAGCAACUUCAAGGCUAAGGGUUCAUUGCAGGGCCACCUUCUCCAGUAUCCCAUACAGGUGGACCAAGAGGGAAAGGUUGGGCCAUUGCCAGGAUCCGAAGAGUUUCCUGAUGUUGGCGGUAAAGUCGUCGGUGCUCAUUCCAAUACACUCCCUGAUGUUCUAACAACGUAGGUUCUGUCCUACUCCAUGUCAAUCCAGUCCCAGGAGCCGCAAAGAUGUUUAUCAGGCUGUCGCCUCAUUCUGGAUGUCUACUAGUUUUACAAUUCUUUCCGAUUGCUUUUGGGAGGUGCCCUUGUUCAGAUUGUUCUUUUGUUGUUUCGUUUCUUCUGUGGCUAUCUGGAUCUUUCCUUGGACUCCCUGCUCAACGGGAAUCCUCAGUGGUGAUUCGCGGCCAUGGGGUGAAUGACUUGUUUGAACGGUUCGGUUUAUCUUCGGACUUUGGUCAGGUUUCUGCAAUUACACUCGGGAGCAUCUGGGCUUGUGUUUUAGAGGAUAGAGAUGGAAUUUGGAAAUUGUAGUACAAAAAGUUGUGAAUAUGGUUGAAAACAGACCUGGCCCUUUUACGAGGUAAUUGAUGCCUUAAGUUUGAAAUUGAGUA